UUAUCCUUUUACUAAAUUUAUUGCUAAAUCUACCAAAAGUGUUUAAAAUAAUUAAUUAUUUCAUUACUCCCUCUAAACUUUCAUAAAUUUAAGUUUUCAUUGAAAGUAUAAACUACUUUUAGUUUUAUUUAGUUUUAUUUGCCAAAAUGCUGCAAUACUUAAAGAUACAGGAAUCAAAAAUUGAAAUCGAUGGCCAUUCUAUAAACUAUAUUAAAGAAGGAAUUGGUGACCACCAUGUACUUUGCUUUCCUGGUGCAUUGGGGACAAUUUGGAGUGAUUUUAAACCUCAAGUUGAAAACCUUGAUAAAGAUAAGUUUUGUGUAAUUGCCUUUGAUCCUCCUGGAUAUGGCUUCAGCAGACCACCAGAUAAAAGUUUCGGCACGGAUUUUUAUGAAAAAGAUGCAGAAAUUGCUUAUAAGUUGAUGAAGAAAUUAGGGAUAAAGAAGUUCUCAUUGUUAGGAUGGAGUGAUGGGGGCAUCUCCAGCAUAAUUUUAAGUGCAAAUUACCCAGAUUCUGUAAAAAAACUUGUAAUUUGGGGAGCAAAUUCCUACAUCCUGCCAGAAGAAAUCAACACUUAUGAAAAAUUACGUGAUAUAAGUAAAUGGUCUGAUAAAAUGAAGGCCCCAUUAAUAAAAUUGUAUGGUGAAGAUGGUCUAAAAACAUUGUGGAAUAACUGGUGUGAUACUUUGAUAGAAAUAGCAAAGAAAGGUGGCAAUAUUUGCAAAAAUAAAUUGGACUAUAUUCAGUGUCCCACCUUUAUACUACAUGGUUCCAAAGAUCCCAUGAUUGCUGGUGAACAUCCCGAAUUUUUACUGAAAAAUAUUAAAAAUGCAAAGAUAAAAAUUUUUCCAGAAGGAAAACACAAUAUUCAUCUUCGAUAUGCUGAUGAAUUCAAUAAGGCUGUUACUCAAUUUUUGCUAGAAUGAGUUUCUUGUUUUAGCUAAAGCUAAAAAACAAGAGCUAAAAAAGGUUUUCUGAAGUUUAUUUUAUUUUGUAAGAAGAGAGAAGAAAAAACUAUGUUUAAAUUAGUUAAUUCCGGGACAGCGCGUACGCAGUCCCGACUACCAAAAAUUACGCGCCCGAGUUAUCCACAUUAGGGAUAAUCGCAGGGGUCAGCCCAACCGUAGUGCAAUGGAAAGGCCUCACCCUGGGGGAACCGCCUUGUUGAUCACGGUAACCCCUACGCCAG
Agrilus planipennis (emerald ash borer) is the source of this 1189-nucleotide messenger RNA. RefSeq names its product valacyclovir hydrolase. The transcript has 6 exons. The record is from RefSeq and is a predicted model, not a curated record. Lineage: Eukaryota; Metazoa; Arthropoda; Insecta; Coleoptera; Buprestidae. Bases 147 to 926 code for a protein of 259 amino acids.